AUGGAAAGGCGUACAAGGCUGCAGAAUUCUAAUACUAUCAACUUAAACGCGGAGGACGUCGAAGCUGUAAUAUCUCAUGGCACACACGAGCAGAUUACGGCUUGUCUGCGUGUACUCCUUGAGAAUAGAGAUACCACUAUCACUGAUAACAAAGACUUGAAUGAUCAAUUAUCAGAUUAUCAAUACCAACUCGAUACCAGUACCCAAGCUUUUGUUCAGUCUCAAUCACAGCUGAAUGAUGCUCUCGCCGAUCAAGCUGCUAUCGAAGAAGAUGCGCUUUCUAGACAAGUUCAACUAGAACUUUUAUCUUCAAAAGUUGAAGCUUUUCAGCGUAAAGAGAAUGAACUGCACAGGUCUCAUCAGAUUCAACUUGAUAAGUUCGAUAACGAUAGAAAGUCUUGGUUUGAAUUGGAGUCUGGCCUUCGAGGUAAAGUUACUUCCCUCAGUGCUAAAAUUCUGGCUGCAAAUAGAAGCGCCAAAUAUGAUGCUACUCCCCCAACUUCCCCUUCUAGUCCUAAUUCUUCCAAUUCCGCUCCUAUUAUCAAGUCUAUGAGUAUUGAGAGUGCUUCAGAGAGGUCUGCUAGAGAGGCUACUCUAGAAAAGCUUCAACACUCACUCGACAUGGAGAAGCAAAGAAGAUCUAUCAUUGAACGCAGCGAGCAUUCCCUAAAGUUUGAGCUAGAUCAAUCAAAGCGCUCCGUUGAAGAACUAAGAUCUGAGAACUCUAGUUACAUGUUGCUUUUACAAGAGCGUACAUUCUCCGGUGACCUCCUCGGCUCAAGUGUGUUCGACACGAUGCGUGACUUUGACGAUACCGGUAUUGCUGUCAUAGCUGAAGAGCCAGAGAAUGACUCUAUUGAUCACAGUGAUGAUGAAAAUAGUGAGCAAUUCACUCCGAAUCGCAGAAGAGCCCGUAGACGCGGUCCUGUUGAUUCACGCAGGAAGCCCCAGCCAAGCCAGUCACCUAAGCCACUCAGUGAAGAGAAUGGUGGUAACAUUGGUGUCACCGGCCCCGGAUAUGAUCUCGCUGCGGAAUUGGGUAGGGCCAAGCUCGAUACAAGCGACAGAGAGGAAACUUUAGAUUCCCUUAAGAAUGACAAUAAAACACUCAAAGAAGCGAACAAGGCGCUGACGACAUAUGUCUCAAAAAUUAUCGAAAAGAUUAUCAAUCAAGAAGGUUUUGAACAUAUUCUUGCAAGUGACUACCGCGAUCCUGAGCAACGUGAAAGUAUCAGAUUGAAGCGUUCUCAAACCAUGUCAUCUAGUGCGGGGAGAUCUAGCUUAGGUGGAGUUUCGGAUACAUUACUCAACUCACGCAAGAAAACUACGGAUAGCAACACUUCGACUGUUCGUACUAGAACUCAUCAUAGGGGAAGUAAUGAUAAGCGGAAAAGUUUGUCCAUAGAUUGGUCAAACAUAGGAGGAUUCUUCAAAGGAAAUCCAAAUCCAAAUGAAAGCACAGCGCAGAAGCUGCCAAAGCAGGAAGAAGAUGAAGAUGACCGUAAAGAAAGGGACAAAGUGCGAGCAACGAUGAAAAAGAUAUCAUCAGAAUCAUUAAAGACUGAUGGUCAGUUCACAAGAUUUGAUAACGAAGGAAGGGCAGAUGUAAGAACAAGAUCAGGCUCCGUUGGUACUGGAGCAUUAGCAAACUGGCGUAAGAAGAGAGCUGAACGUGCCGAACUUGUUUCAAAGAGUUCUGGUAGCGCUUUAACAGACAUGACUAACGGCAGCGCACAGUGA
Molecule: messenger RNA, 1740 nt
Organism: Wallemia ichthyophaga EXF-994
Lineage: Eukaryota; Fungi; Basidiomycota; Wallemiomycetes; Wallemiales; Wallemiaceae
Exons: 4
Coding region: 1-1740 (579 amino acids)
Source: RefSeq, a predicted model, not a curated record